AUGACUUAUUACGUUGAUGAGUAUGUUGGCCCUGACGAAUUUGUAACAGGAAAAACUCUCCAACUUAUACUUGGAGAAUUUAAGAACCAUAUUUCAAACAACGUGAAAGACAUCGAACCACCAAAAACACAACUCAUACCGCCACAAAAAUCCGACAAAAAGAACUUUUUGCGAACAACACUCCACCCAAUGAAAACGUCAUUUAACUCCAUUUUUAAGACGUUUUCACAAGACGAAGACGAUAUGCCUGUAAUUUCAAAAUCCGAAGAAGCUGUUUCAACGCCAAUUACUUUGCAUGUGAUUGACGAACAACUCGAUUUUAUUUCCAAGAACAUUAACUACAUAGAGAAAUGGGUCGAACUCAGAAAGUACUCAAUAGUGUAUGAUUCGUCAAAAUUGAAUGAAACGAUAUGUCCGUCACAAGCCUUUUAUGAUAGUAUCAAUAAGAAAUCCCACCUUUUGUAUUUCAUUUUUUCACGUGACACUAUCUUUGGGAUGUGGAUGGGAUUUCCUGUGGUACACGGGAAGUCUUGUUUGGGGCCUUCAGACUUUAUGGUUGGUUUUAAGUCGAAUACAAUUACAUCACCAAAGCGAUUUGUCCCAAAGAAGUAUUCACUCACUGCUAAGUUCAGUGUAUUUAAUCGAGAAAGUAGCGAAAGUGGCAACGAGUACUUUAGGUUCUCUCAUGACAAGUCAACUUUGUGUUUGAACGAUCCUCAAACAAUGAGUUUCCAUUACAUGUGGAACUCUUUCUUUGUCGACGAAACAAAGAAAGGCACCGUCGACGAUGCACUUCCAAAGUCAAACACAUUUAUAACGGAACGAGUGGUUGUGUUGUAUUUUCAGUGA
Messenger RNA from Entamoeba invadens IP1, 849 nucleotides. RefSeq lists its product as hypothetical. The record is from RefSeq and is a predicted model, not a curated record. Bases 1 to 849 code for a protein of 282 amino acids. NCBI's taxonomy places the organism in Eukaryota, Evosea, Mastigamoebida, Endamoebidae. The transcript has a single exon.